Messenger RNA from Micropterus dolomieu (smallmouth bass), 1301 nucleotides. It is a transcript of the gene dhrs4, whose product is annotated as dehydrogenase/reductase (SDR family) member 4. NCBI's taxonomy places the organism in Eukaryota, Metazoa, Chordata, Actinopteri, Centrarchiformes, Centrarchidae. Gene Ontology annotation, molecular function: carbonyl reductase (NADPH) activity. The transcript has 9 exons. The record is from RefSeq and is a predicted model, not a curated record. The coding region runs from base 149 to 985 and encodes 278 amino acids.
CUUUUAUUUUGACAGCUGCUGGACACUUACCGGAAAAACACUGACUGCAGGUAGCGACCACAUGAGUCGACGAUAACGGUAGUCAAAGUUCUAGCAACAGACCUUGAGAGUGUUUUGACAGUUUCUUCCACCUCAUGUUCAAUUUUGCAUGCACUGCAAGGUGAUGUUGAGGAGUGUAUUCAGGUGCCUUAGGACCAACCCUGUUGCUGGCCAAAGGAGUAUGUCUCAAAGCAGCCUUGCUGGAAAGGUAGCCAUAGUCACUGCCUCCACAGAUGGAAUUGGACUCGCAGCAGCUCAGGCUCUGGGAAAGAGAGGAGCCCACGUGGUGGUGAGCAGCCGGCGGCAGGCCAACGUGGACAAGGCUGUGGCACUGCUGCAGAGCCAGAGCAUCCAAGUGACUGGGACCACCUGUAAUGUUGGCAAGGGAGAAGACAGAGAAAAACUGGUUCAAAUGACUGUGGAUCAGUGCGGGGGCAUUGAUAUCCUUGUAUCCAACGCAGCAGUCAACCCUUUCUUUGGGAACAUCAUGGACUCCACAGAGGACGUCUGGGACAAGAUCCUGUCUGUAAAUGUGAAAUCAGCCUUCCUCCUGACUAAGUCAGUGGUGCCUCAUAUGGUGAAGAGGGGAGGGGGAAGUGUAGUAUUUGUGUCGUCUGUGGCUGGAUACCAACCAAUGCAGGCCCUGGGUCCUUACAGUGUGAGUAAGACAGCGUUGCUGGGUCUGACCCGGGCUCUGGCUCCCGAGCUGGCUCACAGUAACAUAAGAGUCAACUGCGUGGCCCCAGGAAUUAUCAAGACCCGCUUCAGCUCUGAGUUAUGGGGAAAUGAGGACAUCAUGGACAACUUCAAACAGCAGCUCAGCAUUAAAAGAGUUGGAGAGCCAGAGGAAAUUGGCGGAGUGAUUGCCUUCUUGUGCUCGUCGGAGGCUUCCUACAUCACUGGAGAGACUGUCACAGUGACUGGAGGGAUUGGCUGCCGACUCUGAAUCUCCAGUGGCAACAAAACAGAUUUGCACUUGAUUGUGUGUUCCUGUGUAGAUAUAAUCUAUGUUUUGAUUACGUUUAGACUACUCGCACUAGUCAACCUGAACAGAGAGCUGCAAUACGCCAAUAAUUGCCGGGAUACUGAGGCAUUCAAAAUUCUGUAACCAAUUAUUGAAGAUUUGGGGUUAUUGUUUAAGUUCUUUGUAAUUUCCUAUGUGAUUUUUGUGAUAUUCUGUAAGUUUGACUAAAGAUUAAUAAUCGAUAUAUGAACAUUUGCAAACAGCAUUUCCUUAAUAAAACAGCAGCCCAGGAAUGUCA